AUGAAAGGCAAUAUGUUCUGUGCGUCGCAAGCAGCCACGGCUACGGCUAACCACGACGAACGGAUCGUCCCGGCACGAGCCAUCGACCGUCACAAUCCUAUUAUUAAAGAUGGUCGGAGAUCUUUCACGGUACCGUGCUCUUCCGGCGACGACUACGUUGCUCCGUACCGUCAGCUUUCAAAAGUUACGAGAAUACCCUCAUCCUCCUCCUCUGCUUCAUCCGGCGACGGGAAGAUGAUUCAGGUGGAAAAGGCAAGGAAGAGCACUUCAGGGUCGCUGUUGAAGUUGAUCAACAGUGAUAAUAUUAGCUUAGCGAGGAAGAGUUUUGGCUGUGUUGCGAGUCCGGCGUGUGACGUUACCAAUACUCCUCCUGGUUCUACUAGGUAUCUUCUGGGAUCCGGACGGGUUUCUUUAUCUACGGGUGAAGAUACGGUUGUAACGGAGGAGGGUGAAGCUUCUGUGGCAAGAAUAAGCUCUGGUGCCGCCGCCGCCGUGGAAGAGAAAAAGAAGACGUCUUCUGGUUCAGACCAGGUGGUUGUUCUUAGAGUGUCUCUUCACUGCCACUGCAGAGGCUGUCAAGGCAAAGUGAAGAAACAUCUAUCCAGAAUGCAAGGUGUGACAUCCUUCAGCAUAGAUUUUGCAUCAAAGAAGGUAACUGUGACUGGAGACAUCACUCCCUUGGAAGUAUUGGGUUGCCUCUCAAAGGUAAAAAAUGCCCAGUUCUGGACUCCACCUCCUCUACCUCCAUCAUCACUCCCAAGGGCAAAUCCGGAAAACUAA
Molecule: messenger RNA, 780 nt
Organism: Microthlaspi erraticum
Lineage: Eukaryota; Viridiplantae; Streptophyta; Magnoliopsida; Brassicales; Brassicaceae
Source: the annotation of a GenBank genome assembly